This is a messenger RNA of Drosophila innubila, 621 nucleotides long. It is a transcript of the gene Cpr49Ad, whose product is annotated as endocuticle structural glycoprotein SgAbd-2. The transcript is spliced from 3 exons. Gene Ontology annotation, cellular component: chitin-based extracellular matrix. Lineage: Eukaryota; Metazoa; Arthropoda; Insecta; Diptera; Drosophilidae. Gene Ontology annotation, molecular function: structural constituent of chitin-based larval cuticle. The coding region runs from base 41 to 541 and encodes 166 amino acids. The record is from RefSeq and is a predicted model, not a curated record.
UCAACGUUGAAGUAGCGAACGAGCCGUGAAUUCUUCCAGAAUGUCUUUAAAAUUGUCUUGCUGUCUGUUUGUGUUGGCUCUCGUCCUGGUGGCCUGCAGUGCUCAACGCCAAUACAAUCCGUACCUAAACAAUCCAUUCUACCGGGAUCUGUACUACAAAAACCGCGACUUGUACAAUCAGCGUCGUUACUACGAUAACUUCUACAAGAAGUACAAUCCCUACAUUGCCAAUGCUGUGGCCCGUGCUGUCGAGCAAUCGAAUGAACCCAACACUGGUUCAGGUGCCUAUUCCUACAGCUACGAGACCGAGAACGGAAUUCAUGGUGAGGAGCAGGGCAAUCCCGUCUACAUUGGCAACGGUCAGCAGGAGGAACAGGUCGAGGGCGCCUAUUCUUAUAUAUCCCCUGAAGGACUUCGCGUCGGUGUCAAGUAUCUAGCGGAUGCCAACGGUUUCCGUCCCGUUAUCACCUAUGAUGGUCCAAAUUCCGCUUUCUACGCCAACCAACCACCUCCAGCCAAUGUGGUCUAUACCAGGCACUAAAUACAUCUAGUCUUUCGACUUAUUUAAUAACAAUGUAUUUUAGCCCAAAAAACUUUAAUAAAAACCACAAAAAACUAAAA